Rhodamnia argentea is the source of this 1416-nucleotide messenger RNA. Its product is annotated as ribosome biogenesis protein NOP53. Lineage: Eukaryota; Viridiplantae; Streptophyta; Magnoliopsida; Myrtales; Myrtaceae. The transcript has 12 exons. Gene Ontology annotation, biological process: ribosomal large subunit assembly; rRNA processing. Gene Ontology annotation, molecular function: 5S rRNA binding. Bases 76 to 1164 code for a protein of 362 amino acids. The record is from RefSeq and is a predicted model, not a curated record. Gene Ontology annotation, cellular component: nucleolus.
GGAUCAGAGAGAGCUAAAACCUCCAUUGUUACACACGCACGCACAGGGAGAGAGAGAGAGAGAGAGAGAGAAGGGAUGGGGAAGGUGUCGAAGGGCUCGAGGAAGGGCAAGAAGGCGUGGAGAGCCAACAUUAGCACGGAGGACAUCCACGACUUCUUCGAGAAGUCCACGAAGGACGCUCUCUCCGGCGGAUCUCUCGCCGCCGUCCCUAGCGAGUCUCUCUUCUUCGUCGAUAAGGCCAGAGAUCUUUCGGUAAAGCGUAAAAUUGAGAAGCAAAGGGAAAAGGUACUUCGGACUGACAGUGUUCUUCAGAAGAACCCCUUUGUCCAAGCAGUCCCCUCUACUGUCAGUAAGAAAUCCAGAAAGAAAAGAAAAGAAGUUGUGAACAAUGGUGGUCAAGGUGAUAACGAGGAUGCUUCUGUCUCAGUUUCUGGUAUGGUUGACUUGUGGGCAGAUAAAUUUGAUGGCAAGCUCAAGAAGAAACCCAAGCAUUCAAUUAUUCCAGCUGUAGAAGUUGAGCCUCCCGGCUGUUCAUUCAAUCCAUCCUUUGAGAGCCACCAGGAUUCUCUGGCAUGUGCUGUUGCAGACGAGAUGCAGAAAGUCUAUAAACAUGAGUUGGGUCCUGAACCUGUUCCAUUAACCGUGCAAGGUGAAGUUAUUGAUGAGGAAGAUAUGUAUUUCUUGGAGGCUGAUAAUGGGGGUGAUGAUGAUUCAAGCUUGGAAAAUCUGGAUGGUGAUGAGAAUAAAGCAACCGAGAAUAGGUCAUCCAAAUCAAAGCCUGUGACACGUGUUGAACUGAAUCGGAGAGCAAGACGUAAGGACUUGCUGAAGAAGGAAGCAGAAACAAAGAAGAUUGAUCAACUGUCCAAGGAAAUAGACAGCUUACCAGAUAUUAUUCAAGAAAUUGCGAAAGAGGAUGAGGAGAAGCAAAGACGGCAUCUCCGACGUGUUGUUGCUCAGCAAGAAAGAGAAAAGUUGCGUCCACCACGCCUGGGAAAGCACAAAUUUGAACCAGCACCUAUGCAAGUACUGUUGUCUGAAGAAAUCACCGGUUCCCUCCGCCAGCUGAAAGGUUGUAGCACUCUAGCAAAGGAUCGAUUUAAAAGCCUCGAGAAAAGGGGACUGGUUGUUCCAACAGCCAGAAACAGAAGAAGCCGAAGGUGAGCAGUGAGCCGAUCUCCAUCUAGCAGGAGAAGCUUCUGUCUUGGGACGGUGGACCAAACCUGAGGACAAAGCCUGCGUCUCGCUUUGAGCUUGAGUACAGAGCCAUCACCGAUGUUAACCUUCUCUUUUUGGGGUAGGUGAAGAUGUUUUAAGUUUCUAAUUUUGUUUAGAUCAAUCUGCAUAUUGUAUAGUAAUGUAUUUAAUAUGAAUUGAAAUCAUUAUCCAUCUUAAUAACAAAAAAUUUCCCAUUAA